Molecule: messenger RNA, 1860 nt
Organism: Salpingoeca rosetta
Lineage: Eukaryota; Choanoflagellata; Craspedida; Salpingoecidae
Exons: 1
Coding region: 51-1484 (477 amino acids)
Molecular function (GO): nucleic acid binding
Source: RefSeq, a predicted model, not a curated record
CCAGGAUUGCCGAUUAUUCACAUUGAUGCCAACGACUUUCUGCAUCCAAGAUGGCGCAGCGCAGAUCGGCCACCGCAGCAGGCAGCACUGACGGAACACCGCCGUGUGUCAAGAAGAAAGAAGGCCGAUUGUACGCCGGGAGCCUUGACAAUGAGGAGUACGACGCCUUCAAGAAGUGGCUCAAGAAGCAGCGCAAGGAAAACUCCAGGACGCUGACGGUGGACGCAAAGCUGGACAUCGUCGCCGUGCAGGCGUACUUUCGCCAUGAGAAGUUUGUCCACGCGAACAAGUCAGGGAGGCCCAAGCAGUAUCGGUUCACGGCACUCGCAAAGAACGUCCUUCAGCGCAGCACAGACGUCUGUCAACAAGCAUGGAAGGACUACGAGCGCGCGCAAGCGGUGUCAGUCGCAGACAACGACGGGCCACGCGGGACCAAGACGACGAAGUUCAAGCGCACUGAGGCAUUGCGUGUGAAGCUGCAGAACUGGUUGUACGAGCGCACUGUCAAGGGCAACCGAACUGUGGCAAAGGACGUGCUCGGCUUCUUCUGCUCCUCCGGUGUGCUGCCGAUGUACUCUGAUCCCACUUCGAAAGCGAACGCCCUGAGAGCUGUGCAACGAUACCUGGAGUCACUUGGCUACGAGAGAGGUCAGCGAGGCGGUUGCACCACCUACAUGGAGAAGGAGGAGGUGCUGAUCAAACGAGACGCGUACAUCACCCAGAUGAUCAAGGCCCGACAGCAGCGGCGACGCAUUGUCUACCUCGACGAGAGCUACAUACACCACCACUACCGCCGGCAUGAUGAGUCGCUGUACGACCCCGGUGAUAACCGCCUGCUCCCCAAGCAAAAGCACAAAGGCCGGCGCUUCUGUUUCAUCGCGGCAAUCAUCUCAAGCGACCCUGCAGUACCAGAAGCAGAGCGAUCCGAGGAACAUCGUGCACAGCUGUUACCCGAGACGCUGGACAUCUUUGAGGGGGGCAAGAAGCAGAGUGGCAAGGCGCAGACCAAAGACUACCAUGGCAUGUUUGACAGUGCAUACUUUGAGCGCUGGAUGCAGACGCUGCUCGCCACGCUCGACGCCCGUGGCAUCAAAAACACCAUCAUUGUCAUGGACAACGCCAAAGUACCACAAGUCACUCCCAGCGGACACGCCCAAGCAAUCAUGGAAGAAGGCAGCCAUGGUCGAGGCCUGCACGGCGCGCGGCCUGCCAGUAUCCGACACCGACACUCGGGCCUUGCUGUGGGCCAGGCUUCGCGAACACAUUGCGCAGACAGUCAAGCCCGUCGUCGUGCAAAUGGCAGAGGACGCUGGGCACGAGGUGCUGUGGACACCGCCGCAUUACUCCGACCUUCAGCCCAUCGAGAUUGUUUGGGCAAACGUGAAAGGAGACGUUGGUCGACAGUACAACUACGACACAACGUUCAAGGACGUGCGCCAGCGGUUGGACGAGGCGUUUGCAACCCUGACACCGAAGACAGUUGAGGGAUGCAUUGCAAAAGCAGAUGCUCGGCUGGAUGAGCUUUACAGGCAGAUCACGAGCCUCGAUGAGGUGGAUGAGGAGGCAAUCGAUGAUGGGGUGUUCGAUGACGGGCAGCGUGAUGAUGAUGAUGAGAAUAUGGAAGAGGUCGAUGUUGUGAACGAGGACAAAGACAAGGACAGUGACGAGGACAGUGACGAGGACGACGAUGAGGGUGAACAUGAAGACGAGGAUUAGUGUGAGUGGUUUGCCUGUUGUGUGGUUCAUUGUGUCUUGGUGGGUGGAUGUGGGGUGGGGUGCCGUAGUCAAUUGUGCUGAGGAAAAGGGUGUUUUUAGCGUGUUCUCUGUGGUCGAGAACGGCGAAAUAAAUCGUCAAACACG